Molecule: messenger RNA, 858 nt
Organism: Yarrowia lipolytica CLIB122
Lineage: Eukaryota; Fungi; Ascomycota; Dipodascomycetes; Dipodascales
Biological process (GO): RNA processing
Cellular component (GO): nuclear exosome (RNase complex); cytoplasm
Molecular function (GO): RNA binding
Source: RefSeq, a predicted model, not a curated record
AUGAUCCCCGGAUUCGUUACACCUGGAAUUUUAAUAUCUCUCGUUGUCGACCGAGACGGCAACAAGUUUUACCCCGGAAUCGGCACGGCUGUUCGAGUUGUGGAAGGUUCCGAGGCCAAGGUUGCUGGCAAGUCGCAGGCCAAGGCCAUUGUCGCCACAGCUACGGGAAAGGUGGUGCUGAGCGAACGACAGGAGAGCGCGGAGCACAACGACAAGUCACGUGAUACCAAGGGCUCAUGCUACACGGUCAACAUUGUGAAGAAGACCAAGGGUGACGAUUCAUCUUCAACUACACCUACUACAUCCCAUGUGUCGCCCUCGGCUUCGUCGGGACUGCCCAAGGUUGGCGAUUACAUUCUUGCACGAGUUUCAAAGCUCACGUCGAAACAGGCCAACGUGGAGAUUCUGGUGGUGGAGGGCCAGGGAGGAGUGGGCCAGGACGCGGGUUUGGGACUCAAUGGCAACGAGAACGGUAUCCACAGCAACCCUCUGUCAAAUGCGGGCUCUUUGGUGGAAGGCGCUAUUCGAUCAGAUCUCGGUGAGGGCUUCGGUGGUAUCAUUCGGUCCAUUGAUGUGCGAGCCACCGAGCGAGACAAGGUCAAAAUGGAGCUGUGUUUCAAGCCCGGUGAUAUCGUGCGAGCACAGGUCAUUUCUCUCGGAGAUGGUGCCAACUACUACCUUUCUACAGCCAAGAACGAGCUCGGAGUUCUGUUCGCUCGAUCGAAAAUCGGAGAGUUGAUGUACGCUACCGACUGGCAGACCAUGGCCUGUCCUGUGACUGGCCUGACGGAAGAGAGAAAGUGCGCUUCUCCUUAUAAGCAGGAGGUCAAGGCUGAGGUCAAAGAGGAGGCCAAGUAG